AUGAAUGGCACAAACGGUGCGAGCAGCGGCUCUUCGGGCCCCAAUCGCUUCCUCAUCUGGGGCGGCGAGGGCUGGGUAGCCGGCCACCUCAAGAGUCUUCUUGAGGCCGCUGGGAAGGAGGUUCACACAACCACUGUUCGCAUGGAGAACCGCGAGGGCGUCCUCGCCGAGCUCGACCGGAUCAGACCAACCCACGUACUCAACGCUGCAGGUUGCACAGGCCGGCCCAAUGUCGACUGGUGCGAGGACAACAAGGAGGCCACGAUGCGAUCCAAUGUCAUCGGCACCCUCAACCUUGCCGACGCCUGUUUCCUCAAGGGCAUCCACUGUACCGUCUUUGCGACUGGCUGCAUCUACCAGUAUGAUGACGCUCAUCCUAUUGGCGGGCCCGGCUACCUCGAGACGGAUGCCGCCAAUUUCAAGGGCAGCUUUUACUCCGACACCAAGGGCCAUGUCGAGGAGAUCUUGAAACACUACACCAACUGCCUCAUCCUGCGUCUGCGCAUGCCCGUCAGCGACGACUUGCACUCGCGCAACUUUGUCACCAAGAUCAGCAAGUAUGAUCGGGUCGUGGAUAUUCCCAACAGCAACACGAUCCUCUACGAUCUCUUGCCGGCCUCGAUCCUCAUGGCGGAGCACAAGGACACGGGCGUUUUCAACUUUACCAACCCAGGCGCCAUCUCCCACAACGAGGUACUCAGCCUGUUCAAGGAGAUUGUGCGGCCUGAUUUUACCUGGAAGAACUUCUCGCUCGAGGAACAAGCCAAGGUUAUCAAGGCCGGGCGCAGUAACUGCAAGCUCGACACGACCAAGCUCGUCAGCAAGCUGAAGGAGUACGGGUACGAGGUGCCCGAGGUGCACGAUGCGUAUAGGAACUGUUUCCAGCGGAUGAAGGCUGCUGGUGUUAAUUGA
This is a messenger RNA of Verticillium alfalfae VaMs.102, 912 nucleotides long. RefSeq names its product NRS/ER. Gene Ontology annotation, molecular function: methionine adenosyltransferase regulator activity. The record is from RefSeq and is a predicted model, not a curated record. Gene Ontology annotation, biological process: S-adenosylmethionine biosynthetic process. Bases 1 to 912 code for a protein of 303 amino acids. Gene Ontology annotation, cellular component: methionine adenosyltransferase complex. NCBI's taxonomy places the organism in Eukaryota, Fungi, Ascomycota, Sordariomycetes, Glomerellales, Plectosphaerellaceae. The transcript is spliced from 2 exons.